This is a messenger RNA of Mizuhopecten yessoensis (Yesso scallop), 1976 nucleotides long. RefSeq lists its product as uncharacterized. The record is from RefSeq and is a predicted model, not a curated record. The transcript is spliced from 4 exons. Lineage: Eukaryota; Metazoa; Mollusca; Bivalvia; Pectinida; Pectinidae. The coding region runs from base 289 to 1470 and encodes 393 amino acids.
AGAUAUAUACCAUCUGUGUUACAGGGUUACAAGUAUUAGUACACCAGAGAUAUACACCAUCUGUGUUACAAGGUUACAGGUAUUAUUACACCAGAGAUAUAUACACCAUCUGUGUUACAAGGUUACAAGUAUUAUUACACCAGAGAUAUACACCAUCUGUAUUACAGGGUUACAUGCAUUAUUACACCAGAGAUAUGUACCAUCUUUGUUACAGGGUUACAAGUAAUAUUACACCAGAGAUAUGUACCAUCUGUGUUACAGGUUUACAAGUAUUAUUACACCAGAGAUAUGUACCAUCUGUGUUACAGGGUUACAAGUAUUAUUACACCAGAGAUAUAUACCAUCUGUGUUACAGGGUUACAAGUAUUAUUACACCAGAGAUAUAUACCAUCUGUGUUACAAGGUUACAAGUAUUAUUACCCCAGAGAUAUACACCAUCUGUGUUACAGGGUUACAAAUAUUAUUACACCAGAGAUAUACACCAUCUAUGUUACAGGGUUACAAGUAUUAUUACACCAGAAAUAUAUACCAUCUGUGUUACAAGGUUACAAGUAUCAUUACACCAGAGAUAUAUACCAUCUGUGUUACAAGGUUACAAGUAUCAUUACACCAGAGAUAUAUACCAUCUGUGUUACAGGGUUACAAGUAUUAUUAUACCAGAGAUAUACACCAUCUGUAUUACAAGGUUACAAGUAUUAUUACACCAGAGGUAUAUACACCAUCUGUGUUACAAGGUUACAAGUAUUAUUACACCAGAGAUAUACACCAUCUAUGUUACAGGGUUACAAGUAUUAUUACACCAGAAAUAUAUACCAUCUGUGUUACAAGGUUACAAGUAUCAUUACACCAGAGAUAUACACCAUCUGUGUUACAAGGUUACAAGUAUUAUUACACCAGAGAUAUGUACCAUCUGUGUUACAGGGUUACAAGUAUUAUUACACCAGAGAUAUACACCAUCUGUGUUACAGGGUUACAAGUAUUAUUACACCAGAUAUAUUCACCAUAUGUGUAACAAGGUUACAAGAAUUAUUACACCAGAGAUAUGUACCAUCUGUGUUACAGGGUUACAAGUAUUAUUACACCAGAGAUAUGUAUCAUCCGUGUUACAGGGUUACAAGUAUUAUUACACCAGAGAUAUACACCAUCUGUGUUACAAGGUUACAAGUAUUAUUACACCAGAGAUAUGUACCAUCUGUGUUACAGGGUUACAAGUAUUAUUACACCAGAGAUAUGUACCAUCUGUGUUACAGGGUUACAAGUAUUAUUUCACCAGAGAUAUGUACCAUCUGUGUUACAGGGUUACAAGUAUUAUUACACCAGAGAUAUAUACCAUCUGUGUUACAAGGUUACAAGUAUUAUUACACCAGAGAUAUACACCAUCUGUGUUACAGGGUUACAAGUAUUAUCACACCAGAGAUAUUUACCAUCUGUGUUACACAGUUAAAAUACCUAUCUGCCCCCAUAAAAUAACCAUCUACAAUCUACUGUAGCCAUAAAAUACCUAUCUGCCCACAUAAAAUACCUAUCUACCCCCAUUAAAUAACCAUUUACCCCAUAUACUGUAGCCAUUAAAUACCUAUCUGCCCCCAUAAAAUACCUAUCUACCCCCAUAAAAUAUCCAUCUACCCUAUACCGUAGCCAUAAAAUACCUAUCUGCCCACAUAAAAUACCUAUCUACCCCCUUUAAAUAUCCAUUUACCCCAUAUACUGUAGCCAUAAAGUACCUAUCUAACCCCAUUAAAUAUCCUUUUACCCCAUAUACUGUAGCCAUAAAAUACCUACUUGCCCCCAUAAGAUACCUAUCUUCCCCCCAUAAAAUAUCCAUCUACCCUAUACUGUAGCCAUAAAAUACCUAUCAGCCCCCAUAAAAUAUCCAUCUACCCCAUAUACUGUAGCCAUAAAGUACCUAUCUACCCCCAUUAAAUAACCAUCUACCCCAUAUACUGUAGCCAUAGAGUACCUAUCUACCCCCAUUA